AUGGCUUGUUCUCUGGACUCUGACUGCCGGAGUCACCACUUUUGGCUUCUAAAUUCUGUCUCUGGAAAUGUGGGAAGAAGUCUGUGUGGGGCUGGCCCUGGGCAAGUGGGCCAGGCCACAUCUCUGAGUAAGACUGAAGACUUGCUGGAAACAGUGAAAAAGCUGCAGAAAGAGGGAAGCCUGGAACCCCAGAUUGAGGACCUGAUUCAUCGAAUUAAUGAGCUGCAGCAAGAAAAGAGGAGAUCCAGCGUGGAACUGGGAGAGGCCCAAGCACUCCAGGAAGCCAUGAAUCAGGAACUAGAUUCCUUGAAUGACGAGAAAGCUCACCUAGAGGAGGUCCUGGGCAAGAAGCAAGAGGCUCUGAUGAUUCUCCAGAAGCAUUGCCAAGAGAAGGAAAGCGAGACUCAGUGGUUGAAUGCUAACGGCCAACUGGAGGAGCAAGUGGAGGAUCUGACAAAUCAGCGCAAGGACCUCUGGGAGUUCCAUGUCCUGCAGCAGCGGCUGACCCAGGAGAUCAGCACAAUGGAACACAACCAGGAUCAGCUGCUGACGGAGAGGACUCUGCUGUGUGCCAGACUGCAGGAAGUGGAGAAGAGGCUGCAGACAGCUAGGGAGGCCCAGAACCCCCUUGGCAACUGUGGGCUGGAGGAAUUGGGGGGGCAGUCCCAGAGCAUCCUGGAAAGUCAGAAUGACAGGGGAGACAUAGGCACCCAGUGAACAGAAGCAGAGACUAGAGAGAAGUUGACCAAAGAGGAGCAGCAUCAGUUGGAGCCAUCAGGAGAGCUGCCAGGGACAGGGAUGCCCUGCUCGGCCAUGAGGAGCCACCAGUGCUCAUGUCCCUUUAACGCCUACCAAGAAAUAAAGAUGAUUGCUAG
This is a messenger RNA of Microtus oregoni (creeping vole), 875 nucleotides long. RefSeq names its product synaptonemal complex central element protein 1 like (gene Syce1l). Bases 1 to 717 code for a protein of 238 amino acids. NCBI's taxonomy places the organism in Eukaryota, Metazoa, Chordata, Mammalia, Rodentia, Cricetidae. Gene Ontology annotation, cellular component: synaptonemal complex. The record is from RefSeq and is a predicted model, not a curated record. Gene Ontology annotation, biological process: synaptonemal complex assembly. The transcript is spliced from 11 exons.